Molecule: messenger RNA, 1686 nt
Organism: Mycosarcoma maydis (corn smut)
Lineage: Eukaryota; Fungi; Basidiomycota; Ustilaginomycetes; Ustilaginales
Exons: 1
Coding region: 1-1686 (561 amino acids)
Biological process (GO): endocytosis; intra-Golgi vesicle-mediated transport; endoplasmic reticulum to Golgi vesicle-mediated transport
Cellular component (GO): Golgi apparatus
Molecular function (GO): GTPase activator activity
Source: RefSeq, a predicted model, not a curated record
AUGAACAGCAAAGCAGCGCAAGAUCGACAGCAGCGCAUUUUGCUCGAUCUCGUCCGACAGCCAGGCAACGAUGUGUGCGCCGACUGCAAAGGACGCGCUCCAAGAUGGGCGUCAUGGAACCUCGGCAUAUUCAUCUGUGUACAGUGUGCCGGCGUGCACCGCAAGAUGGGUGUGCACAUUAGCAAGGUCAAAUCUAUCACACUCGAUACCUGGACUCGCGAGCAGGUCGAUAGGAUGAAGGAGGUCGGCAAUCUCAAGAGCAAUCGCAAGUACAAUCCGGACGAGAUGCGCAAUCGACCACCCACCAACAUGGAAGAGAGCGAACGCGACAGCGAGCUGGAAAAAUACAUUCGCAGAAAGUACGAGUUUCGCAGAUUCGUCGAGGGUCGUCCUCCGCCGGUGCCUUCCAAGGACGCUACUUUCCUCACUUCUCCUUCCGGAUCAGUCGAGUACUCGCAUGCGCCAAGGUCUCCCGUUGAGCCGAUAUCGUCUUCGCAAUCCUCUUCCAGCCUCGCACAAGGCAGCAGCAUAGCUCGGUCUCGCACAGCCCCCAUCCCAUCCACCUGGAGCGAGGCUCAGCAGCGAGUCAAAGCCAACGCGCCUCCCCUGCCGAAUCCAACAGCAGCCGGCUAUCGCGCUGCAAGCGGAUCUCAGAUCAACGGUACAUCUGCUUUGUCAACCCGAUCAACAGCACUGACACAGUCGUCUCUGCAGCUCCCUGGCGCUUCAGUGCCUCUGCGAACUACCAGCGCACUCAACACAAGAGAUGGUGGCCAAAUCGCCUCUGCAUCCAAGCCGACCACUCCAACAGUACAGUCGAGCGUCUUUGACGAUCUUAUAUCGCUCAAUGAAUCGUCACAACCUACAGCAACCCAACCGCCGCUUCAAAUGAAUCCGUGGGCGUCGUUGCAGGCACAGCAACAAGCUGUACUUAGCGCCCCCGCCAUUCAGGAGCCAACCGGCCUUUUUUGGGCAGGACAACCCUCACCGAACGGCGUUGCGUCACCAAUGGCUCCGUUCGGCAUUAGCCCUUCGAACAACAACAUGACCUUCGACCCGGUGCGCAACACGCCCCAACAUGCCAACACCAUGCCAUCACUGAGCGUCUCUUCGGCUCAAAAUCCAUUGAGCUCGCAGGCAACGGGCAUGCUGAGUGCGAGUAAUGGCGGCAUGUACUCGCAAUUUGAGCAGCAGAGAAGUGUGGGCCUGGGAAGCAUGGCGUUUUCCACCUCGCCGCUACCGUCUCCGGGCUUCGCUCCAAGCAAUCCUUUCAACGCAACGCAGUCCAACUCUGCAGCUCCUCUGCCACAGACCGCCGGCUUUGUAGGCGUCAACAGUUUGUUCCAGCAUCAGCCGCAGCAGCUUGGACAGGUCGCUUUCCAGGGCCAAGCCAACAUCCUCGCCCCGAAUCAAGCCUUUUACGGUCAGCAGCAGUAUUCAAUCCAGAUCCAGCCGGCUAGCAACGGCGUUGGUCAUUUCCAGUCUUCGAUGAUGCCAAACGGCUUUGGGCAGGCACAAUUUGGCACAAGUCACCUUAUGCAACAGCAACAGCGGCAGCAGCAGCAACAACAACAACAACAACAACAACAACAACAACAACAACAACAACAACAACAACAACAACAACAACAACAACAACAACAACAACAACAACAAAAUACCCAGCAAUUCGGUCAGCGGCCAUAA